AUGGAUACAGACAUUGUAAUUGUGACUGCACCCAAAUUUUUGGAUGGUAUUUCGUCAAUUAUUAAUCAACAAUCACCGCGUACCAUACAAAAUUAUAUGAUAUGGAAAUUCAUCAUAAAUCAAGCUGGGCAUAUGCCAAGACGAUUUCGAAAUAUUGUGCAACAAUUUAAUCAUGUGAUUCUUGGCACAAGUACUGCAGAGUCACGUACAAUUACAUGUGCCAAUUAUGUUAAUACAGUAAUGGGCUUGCCGGUUUCAAAACUCUACAUCGAUGAAUAUUUUGAUAAGAAUACUCGAAAAGAAACAACUGAAAUGAUCAACAAUAUUCGAAAUACCUUCAUCACGAUGGUCAACCGAUCGACAUGGAUGGAUUCCAAAUCGAAAAUUAUAGCGAUUAAAAAAGCUCGAGCUAUUAAAGCAAAACUUGGUUAUCCUGAUUAUUUAGAGAGUGAUGAUAUGACGAAACUUGAUAAGGACUUUGCUGAGUAUAAUUUCAAUUUAUCUUAUAUGCCGAAUGUUCUGAGUGCCAUGCAACUACAUUCCAAAGCAAGUCUUCAAAUGCUUCGUUAUCCUAUCGAUAGUAAAGAAUGGAGUGAUAUCUUGCCCACAAAUGUCAAUGCCAUACAUAGAUUAUCAGCGAACGAGAUCUUGUUUCCAGCUGCCAUACUUCAAACACCUUUAUUCGACAAAGAUGCACCAAAGUAUCUCAACUAUGGUGGUAUUGGCUAUAUUAUGGGACAUGAGAUUGCACAUGGAUUUGGUGAUGAAGGGAAAGCAUAUGAUCUGAAUGGAAACAAAGUUUCAUGGUGGACUAAUGCGACUGUCAACGCAUUUAACAUACGUAAAAACUGUAUCGUCGAACAAUACAACAACUAUACUUUGGCUCAGGUCAAUCUUACGGUAAAUGGACAAAAAACAAAAGAUGAAAACAUCGCCGACGAUGCAGGACUCAAACAGGCUUUUUUCGCAUAUCAGCAAUGGGCUAAGACUCAUAAAAAUGUUGACAAGAAACUUCCCGGUUUAACCAAAUAUUCAACAGAACAAAUGUUCUUUAUGAACUUUGGUCAUACAUGGUGUACGAAAAUGACAAAUGAAGCUGCGCACUCCUAUAUUAACAGAGAGGUGCACUCACCUGAACAAUUUAGAGUACGUGGUCCCACCUCGAAUUUUGUUGAAUUCAAUCGAGUAUUCGGCUGCAUAACAGGUCAAGGCAAUAGUCGAGUGAACAAGUGCAACGUAUGGUAG
This is a messenger RNA of Adineta steineri, 1245 nucleotides long. The record is from the annotation of a GenBank genome assembly. NCBI's taxonomy places the organism in Eukaryota, Metazoa, Rotifera, Eurotatoria, Adinetida, Adinetidae.